AUGGGCAUAAGAAGUAUGCUCCAUCCUCAACCAAGUCCUAAUAUAACUACAACGCGUUUGCCUAGAGCAUGCUAUCAAAUGACUAACAAAGAAAAGGAAUCUUUCCUAAGCAUUCUCAAGAAUGUAAAAACUCCAGAUGAAUGUUCAUCAAACAUCCCACGUUGUGUGCAUGUCAAGCAACACAAGAUGUUUGGAUUGAAAAGUUACGAUUGUCAUGUUUUGAUGCAAGAGCUUCUUCCAGUAGCAUUACGGGGUUCAUUGCCAGAUAAAGUCACUUCAGUGUUAGUUGAUCUUUGCAAUUUCUUCAAGCAAAUUUGUUCUAAGGUACUUAAUGUGGAAUUUCUAUCACAAUUGGAGUCUCAAAUAGUUAUCACACUUUGUCAGUUGGAAACAAUUUUUCCUCCUUCAUUUUUUACUGUUAUGAUGCAUUUGGUAAUUCAUUUGGCACACGAAGCCCAAGUUGCUGGACCGGUACAAUAUCGAUGGAUGUAUCCGAUUGAGAGGUUUCUUCUAACUCUUAAGUCCUUUGCACAAACUAGGUUCAAUAGACCUAACAGAAAUGACAAUGAAGUCUCUGGAAGGCCAUUAGGGAUAAAGAAACAACAAAAGUUACGAUUAGGGAAGAGGAAGUUUCUUCUUACUCUUAAGUCCUUUGUACGUAAUAGAGCCCAUCCAGAAGGAUCAAUUGCAGAGGGAUUUUUGGCCAAUGAAUGUUUGACGUUUUGUUCGCAAUAUCUAUCUGGGGUAGAAACUAGGUUCAAUAGACCUAACAGAAAUGACGAUGAAGUCUCUGGAAGGCCAUUAGGGAUAAAGAAACAACAAAAGUUACGAUUAGGGAAGAGGAAGAAAGUGAGUAGAACUAAACUUGACAAGAAAGAGUUAGCACAGGCACAUAGAUAUGUGCUUUCUAAUUGUGAUGCAGUUGCUCCAUUUAUAGAAGAACACAUUUUACAUCUUAAGAGACAGUGUCGACCACGACGAUUGACACAACUUGAAAUUGACAAGCAACAUGGUCAAAAAUUUAUUGAGUGGUUUAAACUCAGGAUCCAGCGUAUGGAUGAACAAAAGAGCUCAGAAGUUACUCAUGAACUUAGAUGGUUAUCCCGUGGACCAUCUGAGGUAGUAAGAAGAUACACAGGUUAUGCGAUUAAUGGUUUUAGAUUCCACACAAAGAAGAGAGAGAGAUUUUUGAAAACACAAAAUAGUGGAGUUGUUGUAAAGACAAAGACCUCAACAGAUGAAAUUAAUUACUAUGGGGCAAUAACUGAUAUACUGCUGUUGGAUUAUUCUGGAAAGUACAAGUUUGUGUUAUUUAAAUGUGAUUGGGUUGAUAUUAAUAAAGGUAUCAAGAAAGAUAAGUUUGGUAUGACGCUUGUCAAUUUCAAAUUUUUAAAACAUACUGGGAAAAAUAUUUGUGAUGACCCAUUUGUGUUUGCAUCACAAGCUAAAAAGGUGUUUUAUAUAUAUGAUGAGAGAAACAAGGAUUGGCUUGUUGUUCUCAAUGCAAAAGUUAGAGAUAUCUAUGAUAUGGGUGAUGAGGAAUCUAAUGAAAUUGAAGAAAUUCAUGGGCAACUAAUGGGCGAUACAAGUGAAGCUACUCAAAAUGUUAAUGAUUUGGUUAGGCUUGAAGUUGAAGAUGAUAAUGAUUUUUUUGAAGUUGUUGAUGUUGAUAAUAUGGAUGAUGAUGAAGAUGAUGGGGAAGACGAAUGAAUAAUGGCUCGAAGAAGAAAGUUAAAUAUUCGACAUCGAGCAAGUGAUAAUGAAGGAAUUCAGUCUACUUCAAAUAAUACAAACUCAACCAAUGUAGAAGGAAGUAAUGUUGCAGAAACUCGUUCUAGUCCUUGUCAUGCAGAAGGUGUCAUACGUGAGUCUGUAGAAUCUCACUCAAUUCCCUCUGAUAUAGAAGUUGAAGAAGAACAAAUUGAAAAAGAAGUAGAGCCUAAACGGGCUAGAGGUCCUACAAAAAUGUUAGAUGUAUGGGAAAUGGAACAUGGUGAUUUAAUAAUCGUUAAUUUGGACAAAUAUGGUCGACCCAUUGGUGAGGAAGGGACAACUCUAACUCGUUUCAUUGGUAGCGUAGCUAGAAGAGUAAAUUUGAGUUUGUUCCUCCAAUAAAUGACUUAACAAGAGAAAUGUUAAAAUCUGAGCUGAAUGAGAAAUGGAGGCAAUGGAAGGGUGAUCUAAAGUCAAUGGCAUAUGACCCUACUAAAACAGAAGAAGAAGUUGCAUCUCUUGUACCAGAUGAUAGGGUUGACCCAAAUCAAUAUCGUGGUUUGGUUCAUCAUUGGUUUUCUGAUGAAGGACAA
Cicer arietinum (chickpea) is the source of this 2306-nucleotide messenger RNA. RefSeq lists its product as uncharacterized. NCBI's taxonomy places the organism in Eukaryota, Viridiplantae, Streptophyta, Magnoliopsida, Fabales, Fabaceae. The record is from RefSeq and is a predicted model, not a curated record.